Dictyostelium purpureum is the source of this 417-nucleotide messenger RNA. RefSeq lists its product as uncharacterized. Bases 1 to 417 code for a protein of 138 amino acids. The record is from RefSeq and is a predicted model, not a curated record. NCBI's taxonomy places the organism in Eukaryota, Evosea, Eumycetozoa, Dictyosteliales, Dictyosteliaceae. The transcript is spliced from 3 exons. Gene Ontology annotation, cellular component: cytoplasm.
AUGAAGGUUUCACAUGGUUAUCAAGGUUCAAAAAGUGGUACCGAACUUACUAAAGAAAUGUACUUAAAUAGAAAUUCAUUGGGUGAAAUUGAAUAUAAUAACAACGGAGAACCAUCUUAUCAGCAUAAUGAGUUUCCAAUUUUAGCAAACUACGGUUCACAAAGAGGAUUGUUUGAUAGAAAUUCAAGUUUAUGGGGCGGUUGGGUGUCAAGGGUCAUAGAAGAAGCCGUAAGAAUCCACAAAGAACUAACUAGUAAAAGGUCAUUCGGAGUACAUUGGGGUACCUUUAUUUUAUCGACCGAGCCAUUAUUAGAGCCGCCAAAACUAUUAAUAAUAGAAUGCGAAAAAGCAAAUAUUUUCAACAAAAAUGAAUUUUUUACUUCAAAAAUUGGUGAAACUGCAAUUAUCGAAGAUUAA